Molecule: messenger RNA, 330 nt
Organism: Racocetra fulgida
Lineage: Eukaryota; Fungi; Glomeromycota; Glomeromycetes; Diversisporales; Gigasporaceae
Source: the annotation of a GenBank genome assembly
AUGGGUUGCAUUGUUUCAAAAUUAAAAAGAGAAUCUAAAACUAUGAGUUCUCAAGCUACACAGAGUGAAUUUCAAUACCGUGAUGGCAGAAGAUUUCAUAAUACAGAAGGUGCCAUAUAUCCUAUGCCUAAUGAUGAAGACGAACAAGAUAGAUUACAUCUUCAACAUUUCUUGAUGAGAUAUCUUUGGCAAAGCAAUUUCUCUGCCCCCAUCAAUCAUAUUUUAGAUCAACAAGUCGUAGCUGUGUCACAUGACACAAUUCCGAGUAGAGGGAAUGCUAUAGGUACAACGGGUGCUUAUAUGCGCAAUGAUGACCAGAACCAGUGUUAG